Zingiber officinale is the source of this 2061-nucleotide messenger RNA. Its product is annotated as probable E3 ubiquitin-protein ligase ARI2. Gene Ontology annotation, cellular component: cytoplasm; ubiquitin ligase complex. Bases 130 to 1680 code for a protein of 516 amino acids. The record is from RefSeq and is a predicted model, not a curated record. Gene Ontology annotation, biological process: positive regulation of proteasomal ubiquitin-dependent protein catabolic process; protein polyubiquitination; ubiquitin-dependent protein catabolic process. The transcript has a single exon. Gene Ontology annotation, molecular function: zinc ion binding; ubiquitin protein ligase activity; ubiquitin conjugating enzyme binding. Lineage: Eukaryota; Viridiplantae; Streptophyta; Magnoliopsida; Zingiberales; Zingiberaceae.
CCUGUAAACUUGUAACACGAUCCGCUGCCCUACCCCUCGCCGCUCCUCUCCCGUUCCCCAAUUCAAUCAAUUUCUUCCCGAUUCCAUCCGAUCCCACCGUCUUCCUCCGAUUCGCCGUCGAUCCCCCGCAUGGAAGACGACGAGGACUGCCCUCGGUCGACCGAUGUCGAGGAUUGCGACCUCACCUAUCAGGAAGACGCUAUCCUCCAGCGCCUCGAAGGCGACGGCGAGGAAGAAGGCCACUGGUCACGAUCGUCGGUUAUCACAAAAGAGUCCCUCCUGGCAGCGCAGAAAGAGGAUUUGCGGAACGUGAUGGAGGUGCUGGCCGUUAAAGAGCAGCACGCGAGGACCCUUCUUAUCCAUUACCGCUGGGAUGCCGGGCGGAUCUUCGAAUCCCUAGAUGAAAAGGGGCCGGACCGAUUGUUCUCGGAAGCGGGAGUACUCGCGGCCGUCGGUAACGAAGGUUUGUCCACUCCAGCGAAUCCUCUCACCUGUAAUGUCUGCUUCGAGACCAUUCCCACAGAUGCAAUCUUUGAGACGAACUGCGGGCAUUCUUUCUGCAAUGAUUGUUGGACCGAGCAUUUCAUAGUGAAGAUAAACGACGGACAGAGCCGCCGCAUCAGAUGCAUGGCGCCCGAGUGCAGCGCUGUAUGCGAUGAGGCAAUCGUAAGGAAUUUGGUCGGCGCAAGGUGCCCGGAUAUCGCCGAUCGUUUCGAUAGGUUCCUACUCGAAUCAUACAUCGAAGACAAUGAUAAGGUCAAAUGGUGCCCCAGCGUUCCGCACUGUGGAAAUGCUAUACGCGUCGAUGGGGAUGUUUACUGCGAGGUUGAAUGCGCAUGCGGUCUACGGUUCUGUUUCAGUUGUUCGUCGGAGGCGCAUUCGCCUUGUUCGUGCCCGAUGUGGGAGCUCUGGAUCAAGAAAUGCAGGGACGGAUCAGAAACUGCCAAUUGGAUAGCAGUAAACACAACGCCUUGUCCAAAGUGCCACAAACCCGUGGCAAAGAACGGCGGUUGCAAUCUCGUUAAAUGCAUCUGCGGGCAACCAUUUUGUUGGUCCUGCGGCGGGGCUACGGGAAGAGAACAUACGUGGUCUACCAUCGCUGGUCACUGUUGUGCUCGCUUCGAAGAAGACCAGAUGAAGAAGACUGAGCUCGAAAAGCGUGACUCAUACCGUUAUAGGCACUAUUAUAGAAGGUACAAGACUCAUUCCGAUUCUCUCAAGCAGGAGAGCAAACUCCUGGAGACCGUUCGGAAGAAGAUUUCCAUUUCAGAAGAGAAGCAAUCUAUAAUCAGAGACUACGGUUGGUUGACGAAUGGAGUGAAUAGGCUGUUCAGAUCAAGACGGGUGCUUUCGUAUUCGUAUCCAUUUGCAUUCUGCAUGUUCGGGGAUGAGCUCUUUAAGGGUGAGAUGACAGCAGAGGAGCGAAAGCUGAAGAAGAAUUUGUUCGAGGACCAGCAGCAACAGCUAGAAUCGAAUGUCGAGCAGCUAUCUAGGUUCCUGGAGUUGGAUUUUCCAAGCUUUUCGGAUGAUGAGGUCGCGUGCAUAAUGCAGCACGUUACAAAUCUUUCUAGCGUCGUCGACAGGCUUUGCAGACAAAUGUACCAGUGCAUUGAGAAUGACCUCUUGUAUUCACUUCACCGAGAAAGUCACUGCAUAGCUCCGUAUAAACCCAAUUUUUGAUCUUACACAUGAAGAUUGAUUUUUCCAGAAUCAUUUGCUGCUUAUUCCAACUCAAGACCCAUCGAAGUGUUCUAAAGCUGGCAAUCAAUGGGCAGUCUUACCGUGUGAGCAGUUUCCAGUCAGUCAUUAAUGUCCGUUUCAGAUCGGCAUACAUAAGCCAACAUAAAAAAAUAAUUUAAUCUAUUAGGUUAAUGAUAUUUAUUUUUUUUUUGUUAGAUUCUGUCAGAAGGUUUUGUAGUCAUUAGAGAAAUUCCAUUUUCGCUGCGUUAAUAUCUUUCCUUUAAUCUCACUAUAUAAUUUCAUACUUAAAUGGCUGUCAUAAAUGGUCUGUACCAAUCACCAAAUUUUAAUUUCCAUAUUUAUCUUAGGUUGGCCAUGGAA